Molecule: messenger RNA, 1479 nt
Organism: Cannabis sativa
Lineage: Eukaryota; Viridiplantae; Streptophyta; Magnoliopsida; Rosales; Cannabaceae
Exons: 3
Coding region: 1-1479 (492 amino acids)
Source: RefSeq, a predicted model, not a curated record
AUGGUAGAGGAUUUUAGGAGUCGUGGCAAAAAGGGAUUCGUGUUUAAGAUUAACUUGGAGAAAGCAUAUGAUUGUGUUGAUUGGGAUUUUCUGGAUUUGGUGUUGAAUGAAAAAGGUUUCGGGGAGGUAUGGAGGAAGUGGAUUAGAGGAUGUGUUUCAUCUACAUCAUUCUCUCUGCUCAUUAACGGCAGAGUGAGAGGCAAGUUCAGAGGUUCUAGAGGCAAAGAAAACAUUCAAAUCAGUCAUUUACAAUUCGCGGAUGACACCCUUUUCUUUGUCAAGGAUGAGGCCUCACUACGAAAACUGGUUGAGAUUGUUGAAGCUUUCUGUGGCAUUUCUGGUUUGAAAGUUAACUUGAACAAGAGUCAACUGUUGGGCAUAUGCCUUGAAGAGGAAGUGGUGGCCCAAAACGCAGAAAUAAUUGGUUGUGAGGUAGGUACCUGGCCUAUGACAUACCUGGGAAUGCCACUUGGUGGCUCCCCGAGGAAAGAGACCUUCUGGGAGCCUGUCUUGGACAAAUGUGCGAAAAGAUUAGAUGGGUGGAAAUGCUCCUUCUUGUCUAGGAGAGGUAGGCUUACUCUCAUUCAGUCGGUCCUAUCUUCCCUUCCUAUCUACUACCUUUCUCUCUUCAAAGCCCCAAAAAUGGUCCUAAAGGCAAUAGAAAAAAUGAUGAGAGAUUUCUUCUGGGAAGGUGGAGACUUAGCAGGGGCUGACCAUUUAGUGGCUUGGGAUGAGUUAUGCAAACCAAGGAGUGAGGGUGGUUUAGCAAUUGGAAGGCUAGAGCUGAGGAACAAAGGGCUGCUGAUGAAAUGGUUAUGGAGAUAUCCUUUAGAACCAAACUCCCUGUGGCACAAAGUAAUCAAAAGUCACUAUGGUAAAGCAUAUAACUUCUGGGAUACUAAAUGGGGGGUUCAAGCAUCUCCAAGAGGGUCGUGGAAAGAUAUUUCAUAUUAUUAUGGGGAAUACAACCGAUUGGUGAAGUUCAAAGUAGGAAACGGAGCAAAUAUACGUUUCUGGGAGGAUGUAUGGAUUGGGGGAUCCUCAUUGAAGGAGCAAUUCCUGGACGUUGUAGUGAUCUCUAAGGCUAAGAAUGCAAUGGGAUCUUCUCCUCUAAAUCAGCGUUCUACUGGUUUUAUUCGUCCAUGCAGUCUGGCGAGGUGUUUUGGACAAAGACUCUAUGGAAAAGCAGAGGACCUUUCUAAAGUUAAGGUGUUCGGGUGGUUGGUGUCUCUAGAUAAAUUAUACGUACAUGACAGAUUGCAAAAAAAGCGCCCAUUUGUAUGCUUGUCACCGGGGUGGUGUGUUUGUUGUAAGUCAAGUGGGGAAGAUGUGGCACAUUUGUUUUUAAGGUGUCGCCUUGCGUGUAAUCUCUGGACAAAGCUGUUUAACGAAUUUGAGACUCAAUGGGUUAUGUCUUGUGUGGUUUCUCAAAUGAUAGUGAGCAAGGUGGGGGCAGUAAAAGAAGCACAUGUUUAUUGA